Photinus pyralis (common eastern firefly) is the source of this 2319-nucleotide messenger RNA. RefSeq names its product ABC transporter G family member 20-like. The record is from RefSeq and is a predicted model, not a curated record. The coding region runs from base 402 to 2186 and encodes 594 amino acids. NCBI's taxonomy places the organism in Eukaryota, Metazoa, Arthropoda, Insecta, Coleoptera, Lampyridae. The transcript is spliced from 8 exons. Gene Ontology annotation, molecular function: ATP binding; ATP hydrolysis activity; ABC-type transporter activity. Gene Ontology annotation, cellular component: membrane.
AUCAAAUGUCAUAUUUGAUUUGAAAUUUUUGCAACUUUUGAUUUGGAUUUUUGAAGAGAAAAAGUCGUAAAACAGCAUGUCUGGUGGGGUCUGUGCUGUGUAUGGUUGUUGCAAUGCCACUGUGAAAAAUUGUUCAAAAGCAUUCUUUCGAUUUCCUUUAAAUACAGAAGUAUAUGGACUAUUAGGUUCGAGUGGCUGCGGCAAAACAACACUUCUGAAUUGCAUUUUAGGCCUCAAAAAAGUUGAUUCUGGGACAAUACUAGUCUUCGGCGCCAUAUCCGGUUCGAAGGAAACUGGAAUACCGGGACCCAGAGUUGGUUACAUGCCACAAGCAAGUCUUUUGCGCCUACCUAUUGAGAAAACAAACCUAUAGCACUGUGUAAUUAUAGGAACUUGGAUUAAUGCCGUUUUUUACAAUCGAAGAAGCAAUAAGGUAUUUUGGUUGGUUAAAUGGAUUAGAACAGGACAGGAUAGUAUCGAGAAUCCAGUUUCUAAGUACCCUAUUGGCUUUACCUGAUUACAAAAUGGUGAUAAACAAUCUUAGCGGUGGUCAGCAGCGGAGAGUCUCAUUGGCGUGUGCCUUGGUACAUGAACCAGAACUGUUAGUCCUCGAUGAACCUACAGUUGGUUUGGAUUCCAUUUUACGUAAAGAGAUUUGGGAUCAUUUAUUAAAAAUACGUAGGAAAUCGACAAUUAUAAUCACAACCCAUUAUAUAGAAGAAACUUCUCAGGCAGAUGUAGUAGGAUUCCUUCGAAAGGGAUGUUUGCUUGGUGAAGAUUCCCCACGUGAUUUGAUGUUACGUUUUAAUGUUGAUUCUCUUGAACAAGUGUUUCUUAAAGUGAGUCUAAAACAGAAUACAGACGAUACACAUGACCCUGAAGAAGAUGAUUUUAUUGUAAAUGAUGUUCAGCCUGCUUUGAAUAAAGUGCACGAUAGUAGUACUACGGGGAACCUUGUUUACACAGUAGGCACUAAAAAAAAUUUAAGCAAACAGCGCGUGAAUGCACUUUUAUGGAAACAUUUCACAUGGAUGAGACGAAACUGGGACACUGUUUUCAUAUUCUUUUCGGUAACUAUUGUGCAAAUUGCUACAUUUUGUUUGGCGAUUGGACAUAAUCCCAAAGAUAUACCCGUGGGUCUUUUGAAUUACGAAGUCAAGCAAUCGGAUUGCAAUUACACUUUAACCUGCAACGCUACACAUUUAAGCUGCAUCUAUUUGCAAUACCUCAAAGAAAACGGACUAACAUUGAUUGAUUAUUUCUCCGAAGAGGCGAUUACUACAUCGGUUAAUAAAGGCAAACUGUAUGCUGCAAUAAUAAUAAAAGCGAAUUAUUCGACAGGAUUAAGACACCGAAUUAAGCAGUGGAAUUUUGCAAGCUCGUGGGAUUUUGAGCAGGGCGAAAUUGUAGUCGUAUGGGACACCACAAAUGCAGCCAUUUCCAACUUCAUUAAAAUGUAUUUAUACAACUGGUAUCAAUUGUUUGUUCAAAAUUUUUUGGAAAAAUGUGGUAUAAAGAAAAAGGUUCUGACUCUACCUGUGCGGGUAGAACAACCAGUGCAUGGUUCAGCCCAAUUAAAUUUUACAGAGUUUUAUAUACCCGGAGUUACAAUCACCGUAUUAUUUUUUAUGUCCAUAACGUUGACCUCUUUAUAUCUAAUAAUUGACCGCAAGGGCGGAGAUAUGGACCGAGUGUUACUUUCUGGAGCUACUUUAACCGAACUCACAGUAUCAUACCUAAUUACGCAAUUGACAUGCAUGCUCAUCGAAGUAUUUAUUGUUUUUGGAAUUCCAUAUAUCGCAUUUGGGAUCACACAAAAUGGAUCUUCUCUUCUUAUAAUCAACUUAGGAAUUUUGGUGGGCUUAUGCGGAAUGGCUUACGGAUUAACCAUUGCCUCGGUCUGCAUAAAGGAAUUUUCAGCGACGACAAUGGCGCUGGGAUCGAUAGUGCCUUGUCUAUUUAUUAGUGGAACGAUUUGGCCAACUCAGUGUAUAAGUCCCGUAUUACAAGGGGUUUCUUCAAUUAUACCAUUAACUAGCGCAAUUGAAAGCCUACGGUGUAUAAUGAUUAAAGGAUGGGGACUGAAUCGUCCAGCUGUUUAUAAAGGAUUUAUAUCACUAGUGAUUUGGAUUACAUUAUUAUUGAUAACUUCAAUGAUUUUGAUGAGGGUUCGCAAUCGGGCUUAAAGUGUCAGAGGGUUUAGCUUAGUAGUAAAUGUGUUGACGCAAAGUCUAGGUGCAAAAAUGCCAUAACAGUUCCUGAAUUAUCGCAAAUAACACAGUGUUAAACUUAGAGGUACCUAAACAUUAUAGAAGUUGU